Messenger RNA from Eimeria necatrix, 3771 nucleotides. RefSeq lists its product as hypothetical. The transcript has a single exon. Gene Ontology annotation, cellular component: nucleoplasm; nucleolus. The coding region runs from base 1 to 3771 and encodes 1256 amino acids. The record is from RefSeq and is a predicted model, not a curated record. NCBI's taxonomy places the organism in Eukaryota, Apicomplexa, Conoidasida, Eucoccidiorida, Eimeriidae.
AUGCUGCGCGUGGGCUUUGCUGCAGCUCGCAGGGGGCAGGCCGUUUGUGGCGCGGGCCAGCGGCCGCUGCGCAGCUGCAGCUGCAGCGCAGCACAAGCAGCAGCAGCAGCACGUUCUGCUGCAGCUCCAGUCUGCUCUGCUGCAGCGCCACUUUGUCAAGCGCCUCCAGCAUCCUUCUCGGGAGGCAGCAGCAGCAGCAGCACUGUGUCGUGCAGCAUUUGGCCCGCUGCAGCAAGCAACCCCAAAUGCACAGCUAAGCGCCUUGCUUGCAGCAGCAGCAGCAGCAGCAGCAGCGGCAACAGCAGCAGCAGCAGCAGCAGAGGCAGGCGCAGCCACAGGAGCAGCCGACGGCGCGGCAGCUCUGCCCCUGAGGGCUGCACGAUCUUCACCCGCAGCAGCCCGCCAGACGGGCUAGAGCAGCAGCAUCUGCUGGCGCUGCAGCAGCAGCAGCAACUGCCGGUGCUGCAGCAGCAAGACCCCCGUGUGUCUCCCGUGCUGCUGCCUUCCCUCCGGCGCCUCUGCCGGCAGCUGCGUUUCCUCUCUGUGCAUCCGCAGCUGCUGGCUGCUCUCAGGCCUCCUGCUGCUGCUGCUGCUGCUGCUGCUGCUGCUGCUGCUGGGCUUUCGCCGGAGAGCUCGAGGGCCCGCAGAGCAGCAGCGCGCAGCGCUGCAGCAGCAGACAGCCAGCAGCUGCAGCAGCAGGCCGCGCUGCUGCUGCGCGUCGUCUGGGGGGAAGCCACGCACUUCUCUCCAGCUAUAGUGCGAGCUGCGCUGCAGUCAGAGCUAAUGGGGGAAGCAGCAGCAGCACGAGCAGCAGCACAAGCAGCAGCUGCAUCCGGGCGACCACUGGCAGCAGCAGCAGCAGCAGCUGCUGCUGCUGCUGCUGUCCUGCAGCUCCCGCAGCUGCUCACGCGAGUCGCCACUAGAUAUGUCAGGAGGCAGAUACAGCAGCAGCUGCUAGCGCAGCAAGCAGCAGCAGCAGCACGGGGGCCUUCAACAGCAGCAGCAGGAGCAAAAGCAGCACGAGCAGCAGCAGAUCCUGCAGCAGCGGCACCAGUGCUGUCAGACAGGCCCGCAGCAGCAGCAGCAGCACGAGCUGCAGUCGCAGCAGCGCUGGAAGCUGCAGCACCACCACCACCAAAGGCAGCAGGAGCUGCAGCGGCAGCAGCGGGGGGAGCAGCAGCAGCAGCAGCAGCAGCAGCAGCAGCAGACUGCCUCCCUGACGCUCUCUUUGCUGCUUGCCGCUGGCUAAGUGCUGCGAAGCAGCAGGCGCUGCUGCUUGCUGCUGAAGACACCGGGCGGGCGCUGCUGGGGACUCUGCGGACUUUGGGAGAUCUCGAGGUGGCCCUAGCAAGAGGCCUGCAGUCAGCAGCAGCAGCAGCAGCAGCAGCAGCAGCAGGAGCUGCUGCUGUUGCUACGGCGGGGGAAGCCGCAGCUGCAGAGCUUGCUGCAGCAGGAACUACUCACGCUGCUGCUGCUGCUGCUGCUGGCGCUGCAGGCAACAGCACCCAGCAGGUUCUGCAGCAGGGAAAGCAGCUGCUGCGCGCGCUGCAGGCGGAGAAGCUGCUGCUGCUGCAGCAGCAGCAAACGCACCUGUCUCGCUUUAUUCAGGCCCGAGGAGGCUUCGAGGAACCUGAAAGCAUGCAACAUAAAACCUCCAGAGGGGGCCCCCAAGGGGGCCCCCAAGGGGGCCCCCAAGGGGGCCCCCAAGGGGGCCCCCAAGGGGGGCCCCAAGGGGGGCCCCCUAGCCCCAGACUGCCGUCGCGCGUAGAGCUGCACCGUGCUGCAGACAAGCUGCUGCAGGGGAGCUGGAAGAUACGGCUGCAGCGGCAGCAGCAACUGCAGCAGAAGCAGCAGCAGCAGCAGCAGCAGCAGCAGCGGCAGCAAGAGCACUGGCACCAGCAGCAGCAGCAGCAGCAGCAACGAAAGUGGCUCACGCGGGCUUUCAAGCCAAUUCCUGUGGAACGACUAUUAGGCGCGGACCUCGCGAUCUCGAAAGAAAACAGCAGCAGCAGCAGCAGCAGCAGCAGCAGCAGCAGCAGCAGCAGCAGCAGCCUUCGUCCCGGGGUGCUGCUGGUGGCCCACCCGCUUCUGUCGGAUGCUUUUGCUAGAGGGACAGUUGUGCUGCUGACAGCUGUGAAGCGCAGCACUGUGGAAGGAGUCAUCCUGAACCGCAGCUGCAGCAGCAGCACGAGCAGCAGCAGCAGCACGAGCAGCAGCAGCAGCAGCGACUCCAAAGCGCUGCACCGAUCCGUUGCAGGGCUGCCCUCUCCCGUAGACCUUCUCGCAAGCUGGCAGCAGCAGCAGCAGCAGCGGCGACAACAGCAGCAGCAGCAGCAGAAACAGCAGCAGCAACAACAGCAAGAAGAUGAUGAUCUUCAGCAGCAGCAGCAUGCGUUUGGUAGAAGCAGCAGCAAGCCCGUAAUAGGCCGGUGGCACAGUUUGCUGCAGGAUGACCCAAUGCUGCUGCUGCUGCUGCGCGAGGCUCAGGCAGCAGCAGCAGCGCAAGUACCUCUAAACAGGAAGAGGCAGCAACUGCAGCAGCAGCAGCAGCUGUUGCUGCAGCAGGCCCUUGUAAUUGCCUUGGCUCAACGAGCUGUACAGAUGCUUCCAAAGAGUGGGCGUCCCAGCAGCAGCAGCAGCAGCAGCAGCUUCCUUAUCAGCAGCAGCAGCAGCAGCAAUCCUCAAGGGGACAACGACAGCAGAGGACACAGCAGCAGCAGCACCGACAUCCGCACGAGCAACAGCAGCAGCAACACCGGCAUCAGCAGCAGCAACAGCAGCAGCAACACCAGCGUCAACAGCAGCAACAGCAGCAGCAACACCAGCGUCAACAGCAGCAACAGCAGCAGCAGCAGCAGCAGCUUGCUGCUGCGCGUUGCUGCUGCCGAGGCAGCUGACGCUGAGCCUCUGCAUGCAAUACUAUCCUCCAUUGCUGUUGAAAGCAGCACACAGCGCGACUGGGAGUCAACCAGGUUGCUGCAGCAGCAGCAGCAGCGGCGGCAGCAACAGCAGCAGAAGCUUAUUCUGUGGCUAGAGAAUGGCCUCAAGAGUGGCGCUGCAGACAGCUCGGGUGCAGGGGGCGAGCAGCAGCAGCAGAGCAGCAAGGCGUUGCUGCAGCAGCUGCUGAAGCUGCUGCAGCAGCAGCAGCAGCCCGCCAGCAGCAGCAGCAGCAGCAGCAGCAACAGCAGCAGCAGAGUUGCAAUGCGCAAUGUGCGUCUCGGAGGCCCUUGUGAGGGCUUUUUAAAAGUGACAGCAGAAGAGACAGGAGUGCAUGCAUCUGUGGGGUGUACGUACACCUCGGAAGACAAGCCCGCCAGCAGCGCGCCCGCUGCAGCAGCAGCAGCAGCAGCUGCUGCUGCUGCUGCUGCUGAGGAAGCCCCGCCUGCUGCUCUUUACCUGGGAAAAAUGCUCUGGGGAAAAAGCCAAGUGAGCCGGGAGCUGCGGGAGGGUUUGUGGGUGGCUUUGGAGUGUACAGACACCCGAGCUCUGGCGCUGCUGCUGUUUGGGGGCUGCAGCAGCUGCACGCACUCAGCAGCAGCAGCAGCAGCAGCAGCAGCAGCAGCGGGGGGAGCAGCAGGCCCGUGCCCGUGCUGCAACAGCCGCGAGGUGUACAGACAGCUCGUUGCUGCUGCAGACGGCGAGGGGCCCCCUUUCUUCAGCAAAGCUUUUCGGGUGUCUGCAGCAGCAGCAGCAGCAAUACAAGCAGCAGCAGACACUGCCUGGGGAGCAGCAGCAGCACAGGGGCCCCAGGGGCCCCCCGCUGCCCUUUGA